Molecule: messenger RNA, 711 nt
Organism: Verticillium nonalfalfae
Lineage: Eukaryota; Fungi; Ascomycota; Sordariomycetes; Glomerellales; Plectosphaerellaceae
Exons: 7
Coding region: 1-711 (236 amino acids)
Molecular function (GO): methyltransferase activity
Source: RefSeq, a predicted model, not a curated record
AUGCCUCAGGGUUUCGAUGUUGACGACACCACGUCCGAUUUCGAUGAAGGCGUCGCCAACAGCACGACUUCUUUGUCAUCUUCUAUCUACGAGGCUUCCAACGACGAUAAACAGAACGAAUCUCUCGAUAUCGUCCACCACGUUCAUCUACUCAUGCUCGAUAAUCAGCUGUUCAAAGCACCUCUGACGGACGUCCAGAAAGUACUUGAUGUUGGCACAGGGACAGGUAUUUGGGCAACAGACGUCGGGGACAACUAUCCAAGCGCCGAGGUUAUCGGAAUCGAUAUUUCCCCUAUCCAACCGUUUUGGGUUCCGCCCAAUGUUACCUUCCAAAUCGAUGACUGUAAGCUGGAGUGGACUUUCCAAGAUGACUCGUUUGACUUGAUCCAUAUUCGUUGGAUGUUCGGAAGCAUUGCAGACUGGAAUGCUCUAUUCCAGCAGGCCUACCGAUGUCUCAAGCCUGGUGGAUGGCUCGAAAGCCACGAAGCCUCCACACAAUUCAGGAGUGACGACGGUACCGUUGAGGACGAAUCAGCGAUGAGCCAAUUCAGCGAAGCAUUGGUCCAAGGAGGAAAGAAGAUGGGACAGUCAAUGACUGUCGUUGAAGAUGGAACUCAGCGGAAGGCUAUGGAAGCAGCCCAAUUUAUGAACAUUAGGGAGCAGGACUACAAGGCACGUAAACAUUCUUGGGAAAUCUUGUUAUGGAACUGA